AUGGCGACCCAAACCCAAGUCAUGGAGAAGGUGGCGCUACCUGCUAUCAUUCUCACCGACACAGAACAGCCGCAGCCAGAUUAUCCAACCAACAUGGAGCUGGAAUCCAGUCCAUAUCCAAGUCAUCCGAUCACUCAACUCCAAGGACCCUUUCAAGAAUCAAUUCUCGAAGCAACCCACAAAUCAGCGAAUGAGUGGGUAGUGGAGAUCGACGCGCAGACACGACGUCGGGAUUUAUUAGAAAAUGAUGAAUACGAAAGACUCUGCGGACGAAAAUGGCGCCAAAGGGAAUCCGAGAAAUAUCAUCCAUUCUGGAAGCUGGUCUCCCAAAUGGUAUUCGGCGUUCAUCUGCUAGCGAAAGGAAUGGCCAAAUCAGAUCAAGAAGUGAUGAAAAUCCUUCAAACCCACGUCGACGAACUAGACGGCUUCUUGCAACGAAGUACAGAAGAUUUCCUGAUUAUCCACCUGGACGUUCGUACUAGAAUCCAGUAUCUCAGCCUGCCCCUUGGCAAUCUGGAGAUGUUUGAUGAGAUGUUAUCCGAUCGGAAUUUUAGAUUGGCCCUGGUGGCCUACAAUGAUCAGAUCGAGCACUCCAUUGAUCGAUUUAUGCUUGCUAUCUCCGACGCCAUUAAGGACCUUCUAAAGGGGAAAGAGGCGAUGGGCGCGCUUUGGCAUUAUCUUCUUCAACUUUCGGACGAGGGCUCUUUUCAGUCGGAGAGUCUUAAGGCUUUUUAUAAGGCUAUGAUGGAAAAUAUGGAGGGGUGGAUUAUUGCUAUGUCUAAAUUACGCCGACGUGGUGCAGCUCUUCAGAAGGGACUCAGUCAACUUGCUUUUGCUGUUACUGAGAUGCAACGACGAGUGGGCGUAGCAAGCCGAAAAGACCUGCGAUCAUUCAUAAAAUCGACCCACGGCGGCCUGAGCCGAAAUAAGUCGGUCAGACAAAUGCUCUUUGCAAAGGGCCCGACAACUCCAGGCAUCGCAUCAAACAAACCACUACCACGCGAUCCUCUCCAGAAGCCAAAGUCAACAUCAGCAUCUCAACGAGUCGCGACGCCUGCAACUCCUGCAGAAAAAGCCGACGAUAACGCCGAACAAAGAAUCCCGAAGAGAACUUCAAUUCUACCGAAAUCUCUCAGCCGAGCCAGAUCAUGCAGUGCAUUAGUCGCAGCCGCCAACGCUGAUAUCAAAACAGACGACACCCCACCACCACCGCCUCCCAUGCCCAUACCUGGCAGACUAAGCAGAAAGCUAUCGAAACCAUUCCUACCCAAACGCUCCGCCAGUGAAAAGGUCGCGGGAACUCAAACACCACCACAAAGACCAUCUACAGCCCCAGCCCGCACUCUCAAAUCCCGCAGCGCAUCAAUCGAACAAUUGAAAACUCUCUGGGCCAAUGGACGCCCACGAACACAGCAAGGAAUGGCCAUGACCAAUACCAAUAACAACAAAUCACCCACCCGAUCCCGACCACAGACUUCCUCACAACGUCCACCCGCCGAUGGAACCGGAGCCGAAACAAUGAAAGAUCAAAUAUCCCAAUUCCUCAAGACAGACCGUGUAGUCGAAGCCUGGGACAAUAUCACGCAUAAAGCAAAUUGCUGCGGCAAUUCACUCUCCAGAACGAGAGAAUGGCCCAGUUCCAUUUUCCGCGCUAAGUCUUCUGAAAACCUACAAGCUGAGAACAAGGGUGGUGAUGCGCAUCUAUCAUCCGAAGAUCUGGAAAGACAAAUGUCCUGGGUUCAGGAGCCGGAAUUCCUGAAUACGUACUCUUUCAAGAGACGGCCGGAUGUGUCUCCUCGGAUUCACGUUUUGUCUGUUCAAAUGGCUCUGGAUGAGGAGAUUGAUAAUAUCAAUGGUCUUGGUAUUCAAAAUGAUGGCCAAAGAUCAACUGGCGGAACUGGCGCAGAAGAAGAGAUUCGUGAUUUAGCAGGGGAUUCUGGUUCUAUUAUUACUGCUUUGCCGGCUGUGCCGCCACCAACGCCGGCGUCUAUUCCUUCUCUUGCGGCAGAGUAUCAACCUCGGACGGUUGAAUGUGCUCAUUGA
Molecule: messenger RNA, 2043 nt
Organism: Penicillium waksmanii
Lineage: Eukaryota; Fungi; Ascomycota; Eurotiomycetes; Eurotiales; Aspergillaceae
Exons: 3
Coding region: 1-2043 (680 amino acids)
Source: RefSeq, a predicted model, not a curated record